AUGGAUCUCAAACGUACAAUUAUUAUUCUGAUGGCAUUGGCUUGUAUACUCGAUUUGUUUGGUCUUAUUCAUUGCCACAUUAACUAUCCGCAUAAUUCAUCAUUAUCUCCAUAUAUAAUAAGUUAUAGCAUUAUCUUUCCUAUUUUAUUGAGUUUAACUGCUUUUCUUCUCAUCGAACAACUAUUGAUUACAGAUGGAACUGUUGCACCUCUCAAUCGUCUACGAACUAUUUUUGCUGUUGCAGCUGCAGUUACUCUAUUCUUUUUUGGUAUCGGUACAGCUAUUUUAGCUAGCCGUUGGUACGAUGCUCCGACUCAAAACAGCUAUCAUCGUAGUGCAGUCAUUGCUUCUGCAGUUGCCUUUGCUGACAUGACAGUUUAUUUGGGAGAAACAUUGGCUCGUAAUCGUAAGACUCGCAUCAUUUGA
Molecule: messenger RNA, 426 nt
Organism: Rotaria socialis
Lineage: Eukaryota; Metazoa; Rotifera; Eurotatoria; Philodinida; Philodinidae
Source: the annotation of a GenBank genome assembly